AAGAGAGAAAAGGCAGAAAAGCAAAAAAACAAGAGCAGCAAAAUCGAGAAAAAAAAGACUAAAACGAGCAAAGUCAAAUACUACCAUCAUUUGAAGGAAGUGCCUGAUUUGUUGAAGAACAAUCUACGCUGUUUAUUCGUUGGAUACAAUCCAAGCAUCAAAAGCUCAGAGAACUGCCAUCGAUAUGCCCAUCCCACCAACUUGUUCUGGCGGCUCUUGAUCCAAGUCGAGAUCUUCACUCCCCAGUUCAAAGGUCUCAGUGUAUCCAAUGGCGAUAUGAAAGAGAUAAUCAGACGAUUGAAUUUUGAGAAUGCAGACCUGUAUCUCUUCAACGAGCUAGAUAUGGGCUUCACAGACUUGAUUGCAAGACCCACAAGAAACAUCGAGGAGUUGGACGCUGCAGAAAUGGCCCACAGUGUGCCUGUGCUCCUCGACAAGAUCAAGACCCACAGACCAAGAGUGGUGUGUUUUGUCGGCAAGAAUAUCUGGCUCUUGGUGCUAAAGCAUCUUGGUUCUGCAAAAACAACACAGGCACCAAAACCAAGCUGCUCCUACGGCGUCCAGCCCAGAACUCUCACGACCGGCCUUGCUUCUGUGGCCGGAUACGAGCCGGAAGUACAUGUCUUUCCCUCGACAUCGGGUCUUGUGACGGGAGUGCUGCGGACUGCCAAGGAGGAGCUUUUCCGAGGGUUG
Messenger RNA from Ascoidea rubescens DSM 1968, 693 nucleotides. RefSeq names its product mismatch-specific DNA-glycosylase. Gene Ontology annotation, molecular function: mismatch base pair DNA N-glycosylase activity. Gene Ontology annotation, biological process: base-excision repair, AP site formation. The transcript has a single exon. The annotation marks the transcript as partial. Lineage: Eukaryota; Fungi; Ascomycota; Saccharomycetes; Ascoideales; Ascoideaceae. The record is from RefSeq and is a predicted model, not a curated record.